Metarhizium brunneum ARSEF 3297 is the source of this 1527-nucleotide messenger RNA. RefSeq lists its product as uncharacterized. Lineage: Eukaryota; Fungi; Ascomycota; Sordariomycetes; Hypocreales; Clavicipitaceae. The record is from RefSeq and is a predicted model, not a curated record.
AUGGAGACUCCCGUCAUCCCACUCCUUCAACAGGUUCAUAUCGGGCUUGGUCCCAAUGGCUACGCGCCCGUGACCUCUGCUGUAACGGCGGACGGGACUGCCUGCGCAAGGCAGUACGGACAACUGAUGGACAAUCUCCUGCGGCUCUGCCCCGGGCAUGUGUGGCCCAAGGAUUCCUACAAGGCCAACUGCCCGAGUCCCAUCCUCGUCAACCAGCGCCAUCAAGGCCGUCUAGAGCGUCUUCACGAGGCGUUGACCAGCGCCAUCACCGACAUAGUGCAGAGGUGGUGGUCUGACACGGAGGCCAAUUUCCCGCAGCGAAUGCCGCUCGCAAAGGACGAGGAAGAGCUGCUGCGAUGGCUCGACGACCAGGUUUCUCGGGGCAAGGCGAUGCCAUUCUCGUCCUGUCGUGGGUCUUGGAGACCAGACUUUCUCAUCAAAGACAGCCCGCCAGUGUUCCGUGAGGCGGCGGCUAAUGGUGAGCCCGGUGAAGGCGAGGUCUUUUGCAUAACCGAGAUCAACGCCCGGUUUUCCUUUAACGGCUUCAUGCAUGAGGCUCUGGGCCAGGAGGCACUCGACGAUAUGGGCCUACACCAGCUUGGCCUGGCCAGCGCAACAAAUUCAGCCCAGCUCUUGGACGGGUUGAUGCAGCUGUUCCAGCCGGAGCUGCCUUUGCAUCUGCUCCGAGGUGAAGAGCAGGGCAUGGACAUACACAUGUUUGUCAACGUCAUGCGGCGGCGGCGCCCUGGGUUAACAAUGCGCCCAAUCACGCCGGCAGACCUCAGACUGGUGCCCAAUCCCGAGGGCAAGACUGGCUUCAAGCUCUGCUGCGUCGUGGGCAAGGGCGAUGAAUCAGCCGCAUCGUCGACUACGGAAGCCGGCGAGCUAGUCGAGGAGAUUCACCAGCUGGGACUAGAGCUGCAUCAGCGGGAGCUGUCGGGCCUGGAGCCAGAGAUGCUGCGGCAAAUCAGCCUUCGCUGCUUCAACGACAUGCGGACGGUGCUGCUCGUCCACGACAAGAGGAUGCUCGGCGUGGUCAAGCAGGAGCUCGACCGUCUUGUAAGCCGGGGCGUCCUUAGCCCGGCCCAGGCCCGCGUUCUCGACGCGGGCAUUGCAGACACCAUGAUCCCCGGCUCGCGGGAGAUGAACGAGCUGCUCAGGCUGGCCCAGAAGGACCCCGACUCGAGAAACCAAUAUCUGCUCAAGCCCGUGCGAGGCGGCAAGGGAGCUGGCAUCGUGUUCGGCGAUGAGAUGAACCCGCAUGAAUGGGUUGCCGCGCUCGAGCGGCUGCAGAGCCCCGUUCUCGUCCCGGGGGUCUCCUGCGUUGUGCAGCGCCGCAUCAACCCCCGGCUAUAUGACGUGGUAGUAAAGGAAUCUGACAGCAGGGCCCGGUAUCCCUUGGUGGGCACAUAUCACGUCGUUCACGGCAAACUACUCGGUCUCGGUGUGUGGCGGACCGGGCCCGAUCGAAUUUGCGCCAUUAGCACCGGAGGCGCUUGGAUGUGCUCGGUUAUUAGACAGGAUUAA